AUGAGUGAAAUAAACACGUCUCUUCCACAGCCGACUGUGUCCCCAAUAUCUACUAGGGGUCCAUCACCUGAGCUAGAAAGGUCAAGGUCAAAACAAAAAGACACAUCACAGCUUGAUUCUUCGUUGGACAAGACCCAAGAACAUGAGCGGAAACCGUUGGAUUUAAAUCUGGGUAGAUCAAGUGAAACAGAUCAGAUCGCUGAUGAUGAAAUGUCAACGAUAAGUUCUCCGAUGUAUUCUGAACAAUGGGAGGAAUACUCCUCGCCAAGGAAGACGGCGCGACAAAGCCAGUUGACACAUCGUUCCCUUAUGACCAGCGAAAUGACCCAUCGGUCACGUGAGAGUGGAAGAUUAUCACCAGCAAUGGAAUCUGCUAAUGUUGAGGUUGGUACGCAGCCUCUGACUCUUCCUAGAUUUAAUGAACCUUUAAAGCUUCGUAAAGGGAGACACUUUGUGGACUUUCAAGCUCCCGCUCCGACAGUGGUUUAUGUUCCUCAUCGAAGCUCUACUCAUGGACGUUGGACAAACGUUGCCGUUGAGAGGAAAAAUGGACGUUAUGUUGUUAUUGAGCAGAGACCUAUACAUACACAGUUUACUGAAUAUUCUGAUGGAGUGAAUCAUAAAUACCAAAAAGAUGUGUUUGGUCCGGAAACAUCAUGGACAAAGAAAAAAGCUCCCUGGAGUUGGUCAACAAAGGGUAACACUAUUGAAAGGUCAGUAAAUCGGAAAUUCUAUGAACCAUAUCUACCACCAAUGAAAGAGAGAUAUGCUCAUGUUGACUCAAGAGUCGGAUCGCUAGAUAAUUAUGAACAUCAGCCGGGCGGAGGUACUCAUAAGGUCCCAUCAUUCAAAUUGAAAUGGGAAGCUGAAGCAAAAGUUGGCUCUUUGCCAAAUACAUCAAGAGACCAUGCAUCGCCACAAAAUACGCUCAAAUUUCCAAAUAUUUCACCACGAUUUGGAGCCAGUGCUGCCUCUGGAUCAUUCACUUCUAUACAUUACACACCCGGAGGCAACGUUAUUCUACGGAGACAGAAAAUCGAUGCCAAAUCUCAAGUUGGAUCGCUUGACAAUAUAAGUCAUUCUCCAGGAGGAGGAGACGUUCAUAUGCCUAAAAAUAGGAUAAAAUGGAAAAAGGAAUCAAAAAUUGGGUCACUCGAUAACAUUACACAUUUACCAAAAAGCAGCAAUGUACAAGUAUUCAAAGAAAAAUUAAAUUGGGAUACGGAAGCAAAAAUUGGCUCUUUAGACAACGCAUAUCAUGCUCCGAAAAAGGGACGCUUUAAGGUUCCACAUUUUGGAAAAGACUGGAAUAAAGUCACUCACUCUCGUGUUGACUCAUUAUCAAAUGUCAAUCAUUAUCCAAGGGGAGGUAAUGUGCAGAUUAUAGAUCAGAAAUUGAAGUGGAAAGCGAAACCAAAAAUAGAGUCGCACUGGAAAUUUAAUUAUGACUAUAAAAGUCUGUUUGGUGACCAGGAUGAUAACUUUGAAGGCUUUAGCCAGGCUGACUCUCAUCCAUUUACUGUGUAA
Messenger RNA from Mercenaria mercenaria, 1527 nucleotides. RefSeq names its product microtubule-associated protein 4-like. Gene Ontology annotation, molecular function: microtubule binding. Bases 1 to 1527 code for a protein of 508 amino acids. The transcript has a single exon. Lineage: Eukaryota; Metazoa; Mollusca; Bivalvia; Venerida; Veneridae. The record is from RefSeq and is a predicted model, not a curated record.